GCCUGAGGGAGCCGGCACAGAACCUGGAAGGAGUUCCAUUGAACCCCCCGAGAGAGCAGCCUCGCAGAUUUGUCUGACCAUCUUGGACCCCCCAUCUAACAGGGCAAGAUGGCGCGGGACAUGUCUGAUAAGGACCUCCUGAAGAUGGAGCUCGAUCAGCUGAAGGUGGAGGUAAAAACUGAGAGGGAACCGCUGUCAAAGACGGCCAAAGCGAUUGUAGAAUGGGUUGACAGCCAUUCUCCCGAAGACCCCCUCAUCAAAGGAGUGUCGGAAGAUAAGAACCCCUACAAGGAGAAGAGCGGCUGUGAAAUAAGCUAGACUGGGGGGUGGGGGUGGGGUGGUGCAGAUGGCCCACGGGCUGGAACAAAUCCGGACUGGUUCAGUCAAACACAGUCCUAAAGAGAGGAGAAUGGGAGCAGGGUAGUUAUGUGAGGCUGUGUUACUAUAGCUGUGUGUAAAUGCGUAAUCCCACAAGGUUAGAGAUCUUUUUUUAUUCCCCACACACUGCCCCUACUCCAAAGAUGCGAUGUGAUAGGACGCUGAAGAUAGCGGGGCCAGGCUCAGGACCCACCCCCACACGAGAAAAAGUGCAGCAGACCGCUUGAUCCGAAACAGAGUUGACCGCACAGUCUGGUCCCUUGUUCUAAUUCAACCUGUGGGACAGAGAACUCCAGAUGUUUUUCAACUCAUCUCAUACCAAAACGCCCUACCUACUUUCCGUAGUUGCCCCCCCCGCCCCAACAAAGCCCCACCCCCUAGCAUUGAUUCCGCCCUCCUUAGUCAACUCCCAAGCUUCUUCAUUGAUUUUAGGGUGAAUAAAGUACAUUUAGCUAAGGAGUGCCUUGAUCUCUCUUGUCUUUCAAUAUUACACUUUUCUUUCUUUUCUUUUUUUGCUCUUACAGUGAAAACUUUUCCUGUCCUCUUUUUGAAGCAAAGUUCUUUAUUACAUGACAUUUACAUUACAUUUAUUUGGCGGACGCUUUUAUCCAAAGCGACAAACAAUAAAUGCAUACCGAAGGUCAUUGGAAAAACGUCUAAACACAGGUCCAAUAAGGUACAAUACUCAUUUUGUAACAGUUAUUCACAGCCAUGAACACAGUAAGUCCAGUUCACACAGUAAAUAUUACUCUGACCUAACCCAUGCUAAGUCAAGCUAGGAGGCAUGACAAGCUACAGUAUCAAGAUAAUGAUAUAAAGUACAAUAAGUGCUGGAUGGAGGUACACGAAAUAUGAAAGUGACUCAACCAAUCAGUUCAGUUGGAACUCUAUUUCAGUUGAUACACUAAGAGCAUGGUUUUGUUCUGUUUUCUGCAUAAAAUAACAUGGCUAUGA
This is a messenger RNA of Anguilla rostrata (American eel), 1332 nucleotides long. RefSeq names its product guanine nucleotide-binding protein G(I)/G(S)/G(O) subunit gamma-T2-like. The transcript is spliced from 3 exons. Gene Ontology annotation, molecular function: G-protein beta-subunit binding. The coding region runs from base 109 to 318 and encodes 69 amino acids. Gene Ontology annotation, cellular component: heterotrimeric G-protein complex. NCBI's taxonomy places the organism in Eukaryota, Metazoa, Chordata, Actinopteri, Anguilliformes, Anguillidae. Gene Ontology annotation, biological process: G protein-coupled receptor signaling pathway. The record is from RefSeq and is a predicted model, not a curated record.